UUUCUUCUUCUUCCUCAAACCAGCUAACGUAUUGGGUUAGCCAAGAGCAAGAAAUUGGAAAAUUGGAUAGAUCGAGCGGUGGCUACCACGUACUCUGAGGCCUCAAGCUCCAAGAGCAUGGCCCGGAUUGCCCCGCUCCUGCUGGUGGCGCUGCUCUCCCUAGCCGUGCAGCUCCCGCCGUCCGCGGCUUGCCCAUCCUGCCCCAAACCAAAGCCUCCGCCGCCACCGCCGCGUAAGCUGACGCCUCCGCCGUCCGUGCCCUGCCCUCCGCCGCCACACUCUCCCAAGCCUACACCACCGCACACGCCUACCCCAAAGCCAACACCACCUCACACCCCAACCCCCAUGCCUACCCCGCCACACACGCCUACCCCCACGCCAACACCGCCUCACACGCCCAUGCCACCACACACUCCAACCCCGGCGCCAACACCGCCUCACACGCCCACGCCGCCGCACACCCCAACCCCCGCGCCAACACCGCCGCACACGCCAACCCCUAUGCCCACACCGCCGCACACGCCAACCCCUGUGCCCACACCGCCAUACACGCCAACGCCACCCUCCCCAAUCCCUCCUACACCAACCCCGGUAACCCCGCCAUCACCUGUUCCAUCCCCGACACCGUCACCGCCAUCAGGCAAGUGCCCAGUGGACACGCUGAAGCUACUGGGAUGUGUGGAUGCGCUCAACGGGUUGGUGCAUGCUGUGAUAGGUAGCAGUGCAAGCGACACUUGUUGCCCUCUACUGGCCGGCGUGUCCGGUGUUGACGCCGCACUCUGCCUCUGCACCACCAUCGAGCUCAAGGCGCUCAACAUCAACCUCGUGCUGCCGAUCGCCAUUCAGGUGCUUGUUAACCAGUGCGGCAAGACAGUGCCUAGCGAUUUCCAAUGCCCUAUGACGCCGCCAUCGCCUGUCACCCCACCACCGACCCCUGUUACUCCUUCGCCUACACCAAAAACGCCGCCAUCCCCUGUCACCCCACCACCGACCCCUGUUACUCCUUCUCCUACACCGAAAACGCCACCGUCGCCUGUCACCCCACCACCGACCCCUGUUACUCCUUCGCCUACACCGAAAACCCCGCCAUCUCCAUCACCGCCUGCAACACCGCCGACUCCUAUCACUCCUUCGCCUACACCACCAUCUCCUAUCACUCCACCACCGACUCCGGUUACUCCACCAUCACCGCCGAUGGGCAAAUGCCCAGUUGACACACUGAAGUUGCUAGGGUGUGUGGACGCACUCAAUGGACUGGUGCACACGGUGAUCGGCAGCAGUGCCAGCGACACAUGUUGCCCACUCUUGUCCGGUGUGGCCGGCCUCGACGCCGCGCUCUGCCUCUGCACCACCAUCGAGCUCAAGGCGCUCAACAUCAACCUCGUGCUGCCAAUUGCCAUCCAAGUGCUCGUGAACCAAUGCGGCAAGACAGUGCCCAGCGACUUCCAAUGCCCUGCGACUCCACCAUCGCCGACACCGGUGAUGCCGCCAUCCCCACCAGUAAUGCCGCCCACCCCUGUUACACCGGUUACUCCGCCAUCGCCGACACCAAUUACACCACCUAUUACACCGGUUACUCCGCCAUCGCCGACACCAAUUACACCACCAACGCCACCAUCCCCUGUGGCCCCGGCCCCAGUCCCAGCGACGCCACCGCCAUCGUCAUCAACGGGCAAGUGCCCCAUCGACACGCUGAAACUGUUGGGGUGCGUGGACGCACUCAACGGGCUGGUGCACGCACUAAUCGGCAGCAGUGCCAGCGACAAAUGUUGCCCGCUGUUAUCCGGUGUGGCUGACCUCGACGCAGCCCUAUGCCUCUGCACCACCAUCAAGCUCAAGGCGCUCAACAUCAACCUCGUGCUGCCCAUCGCCAUCGAGGUGCUCGUCAACCAAUGUGGCAAGACAGUGCCCGACGACUUCCAGUGCCCUAGUUAAGCUCCAUCAAGUACUAUAGUGCUAUGAGUAUCACCUGCAUCUGCAUGCAAUACAGCCAUUAAAUCUCUUGGGAGUCACUUAUGUAAUAAUAUCUACAUGCAUGUGCAGCUCUAACUACUUGUGAUGUGGAGCUGUGGAACAUGCAUGCAUUUUGUUAGUGUAAUUGUCUAUCAAAUAGUAACCGUGUAACGUUUUAUCAA
Triticum aestivum (bread wheat) is the source of this 2135-nucleotide messenger RNA. RefSeq names its product 36.4 kDa proline-rich protein. The record is from RefSeq and is a predicted model, not a curated record. Lineage: Eukaryota; Viridiplantae; Streptophyta; Magnoliopsida; Poales; Poaceae. The transcript has a single exon. Bases 118 to 1935 code for a protein of 605 amino acids.